Messenger RNA from Perca fluviatilis (European perch), 3470 nucleotides. It is a transcript of the gene mtf1, whose product is annotated as metal-regulatory transcription factor 1. Bases 783 to 3239 code for a protein of 818 amino acids. Gene Ontology annotation, biological process: positive regulation of transcription by RNA polymerase II; central nervous system development. Gene Ontology annotation, cellular component: nucleus. The transcript has 11 exons. Gene Ontology annotation, molecular function: RNA polymerase II cis-regulatory region sequence-specific DNA binding; DNA-binding transcription activator activity, RNA polymerase II-specific. The record is from RefSeq and is a predicted model, not a curated record. Lineage: Eukaryota; Metazoa; Chordata; Actinopteri; Perciformes; Percidae.
CAAACGGGGUAAACUUGUCAGUUACUGGACGACGCUGAAGUUAGCUUCCGAAUUGGCAGUUAAGGGGAAACUAAGGGAAAGUUAACGCUGAAGUUAGCUUCUAUUGACAGCGUCCAAUUUGGCAGUCAAUGUUCCCUUAAAGGGAAACAUACCUUAUAUUGCUGACCGACUGGUCCUCCGUUUUUUGCACCUCUUACUGUUGUGAAACAUAGAUGUAUGAAAGCGUGGAAACGUGUUGGGUACUGCUAACGUCAAAGCAUUAAAAUUGUCUGAAACGCACUUUGAGAGAUGUGAAAGCUUUCUUCUAUUUGAGAAAAUGCUACAUAAUUAGCUAUGCAAUAAAGGGAAAUUUAAUCUGGACCUGCUUUCACAAAUGUUAAAGUCAGAAGCUUUAAUGCUUUAGCUAGCUAGCUAAAAGGUCAGUAAGAUGUACAAAUAAACGGAGCAUCAGUCGCUCAGUAGUCUCGCAUUGCCAGAUCUAGCUAUCUCCACUGCGCUGCAGAGUCGCUCAGAAAUGCAAGUUAUGUUUCCAUUAACAUAAACUUCGGAAUCGGAAGCUAUAACUUCAAUGUAUUUCACUUAAGUUUCCCCUUAACUGCCGAAUCGGAAGCUAACUUCGGCGUCAUAGUCACUGCGUCUUCAUCAGGCCACUCUUGUGUUUGUAAACGUUAGCUAGCUAGCCGUGUCGAGUAUGGAAAAGUUAACUGGCAUUAUCCUGCUGUAACGUUAACAGUUAACAGUGUGCAGUCCUCCUUGCCAAGGAAGGAGAGGCACCAGGGACCAUGAGUGAGAAUGGCCCUCAUACGUCGGCGUCAAUGUACUUUGAGGUGGAGGUGGAUCACCUGGAGCGGGACGACGACGACGACGAAGAAGAAGAAGAAGAAGACAAGAUCCACUUUGACAAAGAUGAUGACCUGAUCGCUGAGCCUUCAACGUCCGCUGGUCGGGUGUACGACCGCACUACAGUACUCAUUGAGCGCGACCCUAUCCGGCUAGAUGAGGAGGGCGAAGAAGAGGGUCACUGUGGAGGGGACGAAGACGGGGUCACCUUCCUAACUGAAGGGGAAGGCGAUGGAGAUGAGGAGGAUGUCUCGCUGGCUUUUAUGAACGACCCUGACGGCAUGUCACAGGGUUAUGUGCACCACACCAUUUCUCCAGACCAGAUCCAGUUCACAAUUAAUCCCGGCUCCACCCGCAUGCCACGCAACAUAGAGGGGGCCACCCUCACUCUGCACUCUGAGUGCCCAGAGACCAAGCUGAGAGAGGUCAAGCGCUACCAGUGCAUGUUCGAAGGCUGCACCAGGACGUACAGCACGGCAGGAAACCUGCGAACACACCAGAAGACGCACCGAGGCGAAUACACAUUUGUGUGUAAUCAACAGGGUUGCGGAAAGGCCUUUCUCACCUCUUACAGCCUUAAGAUCCAUGUCCGUGUUCACACCAAGGAGAAGCCGUUUGAGUGUGAUGUGCAAGGCUGUGAGAAGGCCUUCAACACGUUAUACAGACUAAAAGCACACCAGAGACUUCACACAGGCAAGACAUUCAACUGUGAAUCAGAGGGAUGCACAAAGUACUUUACCACACUUAGCGACCUGAGGAAGCACAUUCGCACACACACUGGGGAGAAGCCAUUCCGGUGUGACCACGAUGGCUGUGGCAAAGCCUUUGCUGCAAGUCAUCACCUAAAAACACAUGUACGGACACACACAGGGGAGAAGCCGUUCAACUGUCCCAGUGAUGGCUGUGAGAAGACGUUUAGCAGCCAGUACAGUCUGAAGAGUCACAUCCGGGGACACGACAAAGGACAGCCCUUCACAGUCACCCUCACCCAUCCGCUCUCUGAAGAUGCAAAUCACUCCCUGUGCCUCAGUGACUUGAGCCUCAUCUCUACAGACUCAGAGCUACGAGAGAACAUCCAUAAUGCUCACAAUUUGGACCUCAGCAAUGUGAAAAUCUUUGAGCUCAUGUUCCAGAGUCCUGAAAAUAGUGUCAGCCAAGAUGAUGCCCAUCCCAACGAGAGCCUUGCGGAACCAUUCAGCCUGGAGACGUCUACCCGGUCGGUAGUGACUGAUGGAUCGUCUCUCAUCUCUUUCUCUCUCCAUCCUACUUCCUCAUCUCCCUGUUCCCACAAAACUACAGUCAUGGAGGCUCCUUCCCAGCUCAGUCAGAGCUCUUCCUCUCAGGCCUCCACCCCUGCCGCUGUCCCUGCCACUGUCAGCUCCACUCAGCCUCCGCCUUUCAUGCAACUAACCGGGCCUCAGCAGAGCUCCGAUGUGCCUGCCCAGGCUUCUGUCCAAGCGCCAAACAACGUCACCCCCCAGCACUUUGUGGCACUGCCACCCACAUUCCUGUCGUCGGAUAGUGCCACCCAGACCACGCCUUUACCACCAGCCAUGUCCACUCCUCCUCCAGCGGCUCCAGCACUGACCACCCCAGCACCAGGCACCGCCCCUAUGUCUGUUGUUGCAGCCACCGCAACAGAUGCUCUGGCAGCUGUAUCUCAACCUGUGCCUUUGGCCAACAUUCCUGCCCCCAACCCUGGCCAUGGUUUGGCUAACACCCCUGCCACCAUCACCAUAGCUCCCACCCCAAACCUGCUGCAGCCCAGCCUGGUCAUGUCUGACCAGAACCUCCAGUGGAUCCUCAGCAGUGCUGCCAACAGCCAGCAGAACCCAGAACAAACGCCACAUCAAGGAGCUCCAAAAGUGGAAAAAGUUUUCUUCACGACAGCCAUACCAGUGGGAGGAAACGCUGGCAGCUCAGUCCAGCAGAUCGGCCUCAGUCUGCCUGUCAUCAUCAUCAAACAGGAGGAGUCCUGCCAGUGCCAGUGUGCCUGCAGGGACGCUGCUAAAGACAAGGGUUCAAAGAGUGCCUCCUCCAUUGUUUCAGCCCCAGCACAGCCGCAACCACCAGAGCCCCCUCCUCCCCCACUAUCACAACCCCCAGAGCCUCCGCAUCAUUCAGCCACCUCAUCUUCUUCAUGUUGCCCCCCUGAGUCUUCCUCUAAGGUGGGUGAGGUGAGGCUGGAGGCACCCUCUUCUUCUUCUUCCUCCUUCUCAGCUCAGACAUUCUCCACGAUAGGGAGCAGCACUGCCACAAACCCUCCCUCGUCUGGCGGGUUAGCCAAUAUGGAUGUCUCGGACUUCCUUUCCCUGCAGAGCCCUGAGACCGCUGCCAACAUUGAGGCUCUGCUGCUGGUCGCUGACGACUUCAACAUGACCACUGAUGGCAAUCCUUAGAAGAGAUGCCUUCUGAGUCUGGCACCGUGUGUUUGUCUCUUGCGCCAACUCAUCCACAGGCAUCAAUUCCUCCCACAUCUCGAGUCAUUCUUCACAGCGACGCCUCUUCUUUCUCCCUAUAUAGUGUGUGUAUCAAACCCCCUGCAUCUGCAGUGCAUUCUGUUCUGUAUAGCAUUGUGCUAUAUAUAUAUAUAUAUAUAUAUAUAUAUAUAUAUAUAUAUAUACAUACAU